AUGGUAGUGUCACUCUUUGUAUCCACCCUGGGUCAGCUGCGUACUCUCAUUGUAGAGGCCCAGUCGAGAGGCCUCAGGUUUGUUUAUGCGCUGUCUCCUGGUCAGGACAUAGUCUUCUCCUCUUCCUGCGACUUGACUCUACUUAAACGCAAACUAAGACAGCUAUCAGACCUGGGUUGCCAGGCGUUUGCCAUUCUGUUCGGUGACAUUGAUCACUCCAUGUGUCAAGCCGACAGCGAGGCCUUCACUUCAUUUGCCCACGCUCAGGUCACAGUAACCAAUGAGAUUUAUCGGUUCUUGGGGGAACCCCCUGUCUUCCUGUUCUGCCCUACAGAGUACUGUGGUUCUUUCUGUUCUCCCAGUGUAUCCAAGUCUCCCUACCUGCAAACUGUGGGAGAAGACCUGCUGCCUAACAUACCAGUAAUAUGGACAGGAUCUUCAGGGAUAAAACCUGUGGCUGUAAUCCAUGUUGUCUGAAGAACUAGAGGCGGAGAAAAAAAACAAGCCAUAAAAAACAGAAAAAAGUGAGUACAAGUAUGAAAAAAAGAAAAUCAAACAGAGGCUAGUCUGACCUCUUCCAAUCUCUUCUGAAUGUCCGACUCUGACAGCUUAAGAAAUGACCGCAGCCUCGCAUUGAGUCCAAUAAUAGAAUCUGUAUACACAAAAA
This is a messenger RNA of Oreochromis niloticus (Nile tilapia), 667 nucleotides long. Its product is annotated as protein O-GlcNAcase-like. Lineage: Eukaryota; Metazoa; Chordata; Actinopteri; Cichliformes; Cichlidae. Gene Ontology annotation, biological process: glycoprotein metabolic process. Gene Ontology annotation, molecular function: beta-N-acetylglucosaminidase activity. The transcript has 5 exons. The record is from RefSeq and is a predicted model, not a curated record. The coding region runs from base 1 to 477 and encodes 158 amino acids.